Paramecium pentaurelia is the source of this 602-nucleotide messenger RNA. The record is from the annotation of a GenBank genome assembly. NCBI's taxonomy places the organism in Eukaryota, Ciliophora, Oligohymenophorea, Peniculida, Parameciidae.
AAUGAAGGUAUAAACAUAAACUAAAUUAAGAUCUACGUUGAUGCAUUCAGUGGAGAAGAAAUCGUUUCAGACAGUUUCAAUAUGGAAGAGAAAUUUGAAGGUGCUAUUGGUGAAGUAUAAUCAUAAGAUAUUGUUAAAGGAGCAAUCAAUGUUGAUGUUGGUAAAUUAAAUAAAUAAUAAUUUUAGGUGCUGGUGGUCAUUUUGGUGGCAAGAAUGAAGAUGAAGAAGAAGGAGGUGUUGAAGAUUAAGCCUAAAAAGUGAAUAAUAUUAUUGAUGCUUUUAAAUACGCUGAAACACAAUUUACCAAAGCUGAUUAUGUCACUUAUUUCAAGGCUUAUGCCAAGAAAGUUAAGGCAUACUUAGAAGCCAAUAAACCAGAUAGAGUUGCUUCAUUCUAAAAGGGAGCAGGUGAAUUCAUCAAAUGGGUUUCCACUAACUUCAAUGAUCUCUAAUUGUAAUUAAUGCAAAUAAUAUAUUUUAGCUACUGUCCUGAGUCAUACGAUAUGGAAAAUCACAUCGUUCUUGGUUAUUAUAAAGAAGGUUAAGCAUCUCCAACCUUUGUUUACAUUUUAGAUGGAUUAAAAGAAGUCAAGAUGUGAUGU